ACCACCAGCCACGUGGAAUUUGGCCCACCUGGCUUCUCCAUUCUCCCAUUUUAUAGGUCCCGCAUCAUCAUUUSAAGCAAAAAAAGCCCCUAAACCUAAACCAUCAUCCUCUCGAGUUUCUGCAGCUUAGGAAGGGAAAAAUAUUUUUCUUUUCUUUUCUUGAAAUAAAAACCCUUCAGUUUUCACGAAUAUAUUACACUCUCCAGUGAGAGUCCCACUGAUUUCAUCAUCAUUAGAAUGGCCUCCUUUUGGUAUUGUUCAGCACUCAUUAUGGCUUUCAUGGCCUCAACUUUGCUAGCUUUACCAUCUGACUCUCUACACAAUCCAAAAUCCUCCACCAUAAUCUCAGCCUCUCCAUCACUUUUUACCACCAAUUCUCCACAACCCAUCUCCCCUUUCCAAGAACUCUCCCCUGAAAUUGCUCCAUUAUUGCCCUCUCCAGGCGGUAACAUUCCUUCUGCAACUGGCUCCAUUCCCACCAUUCCCUCCAACCCAAGCCCUCCCAAUCCAGACGAGUUCGAGGCGCCCGCCCCCGAUCCCUCGGCCCUCUCGCCAUUUGGGCUUCCAGGUUCCUUCGCACCGCCCACAGCCCUGCCUUGGUAUUCAAAUUCGCUCCUUCUUCUUGCUGGCUCAGCACUAUUUCUCUUCUCUCUGCCGUUACAUUGAGUCCCAAAAAUGUCUUUCUGCAAAAACAAGUUCAACUGGUGGACUUGUACUUCACUUGAUUCAUCACAUCCCCUAUGUUUCCCACCUUUUUUUCUUCAAUUUUCAUUUUUUUGAGUAUAUGGAAGAUAGUACUCUUUAGUUAAGCUUCUUCGGUUGAAUUAUUGCAGGGAGAAUUCAGAUCAUUUGUACUAUAUAAGCGAUAUAURGCAUAGUAUUUCAGUCUCUAUUUUUGUAUGAGCUGCUUGAUU
This is a messenger RNA of Momordica charantia (bitter melon), 914 nucleotides long. It is a transcript of the gene AGP25, whose product is annotated as arabinogalactan protein 25. NCBI's taxonomy places the organism in Eukaryota, Viridiplantae, Streptophyta, Magnoliopsida, Cucurbitales, Cucurbitaceae. The record is from RefSeq and is a predicted model, not a curated record.